Messenger RNA from Papaver somniferum (opium poppy), 1758 nucleotides. RefSeq names its product light-harvesting complex I LH35 proteins-like. Gene Ontology annotation, cellular component: chloroplast envelope; plastoglobule; chloroplast thylakoid membrane. The coding region runs from base 97 to 1692 and encodes 531 amino acids. The transcript is spliced from 4 exons. NCBI's taxonomy places the organism in Eukaryota, Viridiplantae, Streptophyta, Magnoliopsida, Ranunculales, Papaveraceae. The record is from RefSeq and is a predicted model, not a curated record. Gene Ontology annotation, biological process: photosynthesis, light harvesting in photosystem I; response to light stimulus.
CUCUACUCCUUUACUUAACUUCAUCAGCUUCUUCAUCCUCUAGAAAACAUAACAAAGAACAGGUGAACAACAAAGAAGCACUAGAAAAAGAGAGUCAUGGCCACCUCUGCCAUUCAAAGGUCUGCAUUCGCUGGUCAAACUGCUUUGAAGCAACAAAAUGAGUUCAUCCGCAAAGUUGGCAAUGUCGAAGGUGGUCGUAUCUCCAUGCGACGCACUGUAAAAAGCAUUCAAUCAAGCAUGUGGUAUGGACCAGACAGACCCAAGUACUUGGGACCAUUCUCAGAACAGACCCCAUCUUACCUCACUGGUGAAUUUCCAGGUGACUACGGUUGGGACACAGCCGGGUUAUCUGCUGACCCAGAGACAUUUGCAAAGAACCGUGAACUCGAAGUGAUCCACUGCAGGUGGGCUAUGUUGGGUGCCCUAGGAUGUGUCUUCCCUGAGGUUCUCUCAAAGAAUGGUAUCAACUUCGGCGAGGCAGUAUGGUUCAAAGCUGGAUCACAGAUCUUCUCUGAGGGAGGUUUGGACUACCUUGGAAACCCUAACCUGGUACAUGCCCAAAGCAUUCUUGCAAUCUGGGCUACUCAGGUUGUCCUAAUGGGGUUUGUUGAAGGAUACAGAGUUGGUGGUGGUCCACUUGGAGAAGGACUAGACAAACUUUACCCCGGUGGAUCUUUUGACCCUCUAGGAUUAGCUGAUGACCCAGAGUCAUUCUCUGAAUUGAAGGUUAAGGAAAUCAAGAAUGGAAGACUUGCUAUGUUCUCUAUGUUUGGGUAUUUCGUUCAGGCUAUUGUUACCGGAAAGGGUCCAAUUGAAAACCUUUAUGACCACAUCGCCGAUCCUGUUGCAAACAAUGCAUGGGCUUACGCUACUAACUUUGCUCCUGGAAAAAUAAUGGCCACAUCUGCAAUUCAACAAUCUGCAAUUGCUGGUCAAACAGCUUUGAAGCAGCAGAAUGAGUUCAUCUGCAAGGUUGGGAACAUUGAUGGCGGUCGCAUCUACAUGCGCCGUACCGUGAAAAGUAUUCAACAAAGCAUGUGGUAUGGUCCUGACAGACCCAAGUACUUGGGCCCAUUCUCAGAGCAAACCCCAUCGUACCUCACUGGUGAAUUCCCGGGUGACUAUGGUUGGGACACAGCUGGGUUAUCAGCUGACCCAGAAACAUUUGCUAAGAACCGCGAGCUCGAAGUGAUCCACUGCAGAUGGGCCAUGUUGGGUGCCCUAGGUUGUGUCUUCCCUGAGGUUCUCUCAAAGAACGGUAUCAACUUCGGCGAGGCAGUAUGGUUUAAAGCUGGAUCGCAGAUCUUUUCUGAGGGUGGUUUGGACUACCUUGGAAACCCUAACUUAGUACAUGCCCAAAGCAUCCUUGCAAUCUGGGCUACUCAAGUUGUGCUAAUGGGGUUUGUUGAGGGAUACAGAGUUGGUGGUGGUCCACUUGGAGAAGGAUUAGACAAGCUUUACCCCGGUGGAUCAUUUGACCCUCUAGGAUUAGCUGAUGACCCAGAGUCCUUUUCUGAAUUGAAGGUAAAGGAGAUCAAGAAUGGAAGACUUGCUAUGUUCUCCAUGUUUGGGUAUUUUGUUCAGGCUAUUGUUACAGGAAAGGGUCCUAUAGAAAACCUUUAUGACCAUGUUGCCGAUCCUGUUGCAAACAACGCAUGGGCUUAUGCUACAAACUUUGUUCCCGGAAAAUGAAUGUAGCGUUUUCUAGGUGUAUCAUUACUUCAGGAUUGUUAUGUUUGCUGUAGUUCCUUGGCUGUA